Messenger RNA from Pedinophyceae sp. YPF-701, 1122 nucleotides. The record is from the annotation of a GenBank genome assembly. NCBI's taxonomy places the organism in Eukaryota, Viridiplantae, Chlorophyta, Pedinophyceae.
AUGGGCGGCCCGCCACGGAUCGACGGCGCCGCGGUGAGGGACUUCCUGCACGAGGGGCUCCUGAACGCCCAGCGGACGAUCCGCAGGCUCACGGAGAAGGUCGAGGAUGCCGUGAUGUCGUUGGACGAGGCCCGCCGGGGCGCUCAGGCGAUGCGCGCGCGGCGGUCCUGGGCGCCCGCGGCCCCAGGCUUCGCGAGUCUCACGAUGGGCCGGACGCGGGUGUCGCAGCCGGUGUGCGACGUCGCGCUGGCGCAGGAGGAGAUCGAGGACCGGCUGUCCACGCUGUCCGUGUACACCGUCGUCAACGACAACAACGAGUUCGUGCUCGUGUCGGGCCCCAGCGCGGGCGACGCCGACGCGCCGGGGGGCAAGCAGCUCGGGCUGUUCUUCAUGCGACGCGAGGGCGCGCAGGGCCUCCUCGCGGAAAUCAGCCGCCAGGAGCCCGGACUCGCCAAGAGCUGCAGGGUGCUGGAGGUGGCGAUGGACAAGGUGUACGCGCUGCUAAAGUCCCCCCAGGCGAAACAGCCCGAGUCGGGCGUGGCGUUUCGGCUCGUGCCGGCGGCGGAGGAGGUGUCGCACGCGCUCAAGCUGUACAAGACGCACGGCGUGAACUCGAAGGACUUCUGGGGCGUCCCGGUCUUCCAGGCCGAGGGUCUGACAGUCACGAAGGACCGCGCCAAGUGCAUCCCUCUUUUCCUAUCUAAGAGCGACCUGGACGCGGCCGUCUCCAGCGCGUUCACGCGCGCCGAGCUCACGAAGCUGCGCGAGGCCGGCGAGGGCGUCCGCGAGUGCGAGCAGGAGGUGGAGCGCGUCAAGCGCGAGGUGGACACCGCCGCCACCGACAAGGCGAAACGUCGGCAAACGACCAAGCUGGAGCGCGCGGAGAGCAAGCUCGCGCGCGCGCAGAAGCGGUACGAGGACCUCCGGCGCCUGCACACGCCGCCGAAGGUCGAGGUCGGGUCGCUGGAGGACGUCGUGGCGCAGAUGGAGGGCGACCAGGAGGGGGACUGGCAGGGGGCUGUGUUCGUGUCCCCGGGGAGCAUUGCGGGGUCGCAGCCGGCGGAGCAGCCCGCGAAGGAGUCCGGGAAGGGGAAGCGGUCGAAGGAGAAGGCGAAGAAGUGA